AUGAAGGCCCUCAUUCUCGUUGGCGGUUUCGGUACCCGUCUGCGUCCUCUGACCUUGACCCUCCCUAAGCCUUUGGUCGAAUUCGCCAACCGGCCCAUGAUCCUGCACCAGGUUGAGAGCUUGGCUGCUGCUGGUGUCACAGAUAUCGUCCUGGCCGUCAACUACCGCCCCGAUGUUAUGGUGUCGACCCUGAAGAAGUACGAAGAGAUCUACAAUGUCAGAAUCGAAUUCUCUGUGGAAUCCGAACCCCUCGGCACGGCUGGUCCCCUGAAGUUGGCGGAGAAGAUUCUGGGCAAGGACGACAGCCCGUUUUUCGUCCUGAACUCCGAUAUUAUCUGUGACUACCCCUUCAAGGAGCUGGCCGAGUUCCACAAGAACCACGGCAACGAGGGUACCAUUGUGGUCACCAAGGUCGACGAGCCCUCCAAGUACGGUGUCGUCGUCCACAAGCCCAACCACCCCUCGCGCAUCGACCGCUUCGUCGAGAAGCCCGUUGAGUUCGUCGGCAACCGUAUCAACGCCGGUAUCUACAUCCUGAACCCCAGCGUGCUGAACCGUAUCGAGCUGCGCCCCACCUCCAUCGAGCAGGAGACCUUCCCCGCUAUUGUCAAGGACGGCCAGCUGCACUCCUUCGACCUGGAGGGCUUCUGGAUGGACGUUGGUCAGCCCAAGGAUUUCCUGAGCGGUACCUGCCUCUACCUCACCUCUCUUGCCAAGCGCAACUCGAAGCUGCUCGCCCCCAAUAGCGAGCCUUACGUGUAUGGCGGCAAUGUCAUGGUCGACCCCUCCGCCAAGAUCGGCAAGAACUGCCGCAUCGGCCCCAACGUGGUGAUUGGACCCAAUGUGGUGGUUGGUGACGGUGUGCGUCUGCAGCGCUGUGUCCUGAUGGAGAACAGCAAGGUCAAGGACCACGCGUGGGUGAAGUCGACCAUUGUUGGAUGGAACAGCUCCGUGGGCCGCUGGGCUCGUCUGGAGAACGUUACGGUGCUGGGUGACGAUGUCACCAUCGCCGACGAAGUCUAUGUCAACGGUGGUUCCAUCUUGCCCCACAAGAGCAUCAAGCAGAACGUUGAUGUUCCUGCUAUCAUCAUGUAA
This is a messenger RNA of Aspergillus costaricaensis CBS 115574, 1095 nucleotides long. RefSeq names its product mannose-1-phosphate guanyltransferase. The coding region runs from base 1 to 1095 and encodes 364 amino acids. Gene Ontology annotation, biological process: cell wall mannoprotein biosynthetic process; GDP-mannose biosynthetic process. The record is from RefSeq and is a predicted model, not a curated record. Gene Ontology annotation, molecular function: GTP binding; mannose-1-phosphate guanylyltransferase (GTP) activity. NCBI's taxonomy places the organism in Eukaryota, Fungi, Ascomycota, Eurotiomycetes, Eurotiales, Aspergillaceae. Gene Ontology annotation, cellular component: cytoplasm. The transcript is spliced from 5 exons.